AUGAGGCAGAGUUGGGUGAAACGGGCGUAUAAAAGUGCAGAAUGGAGGGUGAGACACACCAGUCAAGUGCAACACUUGGCUACUUCCACUCCCCGUGGUCCACUCCCGGUGGUCUAUCUUGCACUUGUUUCACAAGAUUCUCCUAGAGAUGGGUUUCGGCGCUUUAUUCAUAACAUGUCUUUGCACUCUCGUGCUCCCACUCCUUUUGAUCGUGGCUGCGAUGAAACUGUGGGAAAUGUACGUAAUUAGUGGAAGUGAUCCAACCUGUCAGAGUCCUCUUCCUCCGGGUACCAUGGGACUGCCCUUCCUUGGCGAGACGCUUCAGAUGAUCCUACAGGUAACUGAUGAUGGAAACAUAAACUGCAAACUCUGUUCCUCCCUAUGUUCACAGUGUGCAGCAGGCUGCUGUCGAUUAGUUGGGGUUAUGCAUCAGGCUCAAAUGUCCUCACAGAAAAGCUAUGCUAUUGAAUAAAUUGAAAGAUUGUUAUGUAGCCUAAUUCAAGCGAUUUAAGAAUGCAAUUAAUAGUGUUCAUUCAUACACUAUUUAUUUUCUAGAGAAGAAAAUUCCUAAAAAUGAAACGUCAGAAAUAUGGAUAUAUUUAUAAGACGCAUCUCUUUGGGAGUCCCACGGUGCGGAUAAUGGGUUCAGAACAUGUGAAACAGAUUCUGAUGUCAGAACACAAAUUGGUCGCCGCUCAGUGGCCAGCAUCAGUGCGACUCAUCCUCGGGUCGCACGCCCUCUCCAAUGCGCACGGCGCACUCCACAAGAGCAAGAAAAGGGUAGGCAAUGUAGAGUAGCCUACAUGUCUGUGUAGGCACCUCAUGGUUUUUGCUUAUGAUGUAAAACACAUUGUAAUUUACCACGCAUUUUCCUUGUAGCAUCCCCUUAAAGCGCUCUCUCCUGUUUGCCUGCAGGCGAUCAUGAAAGCCUUUUCCCGGGAAGCCCUGGAACAGUAUAUUCCUGUGAUCCGGGAGGAGGUGAGAUGCGCGGUGGAUAGCUGGCUGCAGAGCGACUCUUGCGUGUUAAUGUACCCAGAGAUGAAGCGCCUCAUGUUCCGCAUCGCAAUGAGGAUCCUGCUUGGCUUCGAGCCCGAGCAAACAAAGACCGACGAGCUGAAAUUAGUGGAAGUGUUCGAAGAAAUGAUAAAGAACCUUUUCUCCCUACCAAUCGAUGUCCCUUUCAGCGGCUUGUACCGGGUAAGUUGCCUGUGAAAUGGUAGGAUUGAUUGAUUGAAGCAGCCCUGGAAUGCAUCACAUGGGGUUACAGUGUGCGCACAUCGUUAUUGACCGAUAUUUUUCACCAUUCCAUUUAUAGGGUCUGAGAGCGCGCAACAUCAUCCACUCAAAAAUAGAGCAAAACAUAAAAAAUAAGCUGUCCAAUAUUGAUAACAACAAUAAUUAUAAGGAUGCACUGCAAUUAUUGAUUGAGGACGGUGAGAGGAACGAGGAGCGAGUAAGCAUGGAGGUAACAGAUGCCUUUCAUUUUCAUGGUAAUUUGAUUCUACACACUGCCAUUUACUCUAUGUAUGAAAAAGUAUUUAUGUAUUUCCCCCAGGAGAUAAAAGAGUCUGCCACAGAAUUACUAUUCGGUGGCCACGAGACGACAGCGAGCACUGCGACCUCUCUGGUGAUGUUUCUCGGGCUGCAUGCGCAUGUCGUGCGUAAAAUGCGCCAUGAGCUUCAGGAGAAGGUUGGUAUCGCCAGAGAGGAAGAGGCGAAGCGCGAGGUAUAACUGGGCCCAAAAUCUGUCUUCUCCUGUAGGUGGCAUUUUUCCGUAUAUUUUUUGCUCUCCAAAUAAGGAGUUUUUGUAUGGAGGUCAAUGAGUGUCGAAUUUGGUUAACAAAAAAUUGAAUAGCUUAUUAGCUAUGUGUGGUUUAUUUGAUCAAAUAGAAGUUUCGUAAUGUUUAGGUUGUUAUGAGUGUACUGAUAUAGCCUAAGUAGGCCACGUGACAUCCCAGAAACUUUGAGAAAAACACUUCAUAUUGGAGUUGUGCCUGUUGUUCACGCUCAUGUCUGCCAUCUCAUUGGCUCGACUGCGUCCAUUUUUUAAAAUACUUUUCUUUUCAUUGUUAGAGCGCCCCCUUGAGUACCUGGGCCCGGUUUUCCUAAAGCAUCUUAAGGCUAAGUUAAUCUUUAGAUGCCUUUGUAGGAACAUCGAUAAAUCUCCGAGCUGUUUCCUAAAAUCAUCUUUAUUAACGUUGCACUUGAAAACGCUCUUAAUCUAAUGCCUGCCUCAGACCACUCAGCUAAGUGCAUCAUUAGAUGUUUUUUGCCCUCCCGUGUCACUUUAUACACAGAAGAUCUCCGCUAAACAUAGUAUCACAUGUUUUAUCUGUCUGUGACUUCUGAUAACUUCAGAACAAAGGUGACUAAAAAUACAAAGUUGCCAGUGUCUUUCCAAUGUAUACAAACAAGCCACGUAGGCUAUAACAAUAUGCUUCAAAUAAAACCGAGAUGACUGCAUUAAAAUAUAAACAGUAGGCUAUAGGCCUAUUUCAAUCACAUUGAAAUACAUUUAAUGUUCAAUCAAUUUAGUUAUAUUUUGCUACUUGUAGGCUACUGUCUAUAAUAUGUCUCAAUAUAUUUCAUUAUGUGUAGUUUAACAUGUGCGCAAUGAUGUGCCAAAUUGGGGAUUUUGUGCAUUUUUAUUAGGUAAGCAUUUGAAUAAGCCACCUUAAUAUUUCCAGCCGUAGGUCGUAAUAUCUCUCUAGGAGCUGAUCCGUCAUCAGUAUUGUGAAAUAAUUAUAAUGUUAAGGAAAUAUUAGAAUGGAGAAAGCUGAUCUGAGAGCAGCGCUCCCUAUCUAUCUUUCGAUCCUAUCAGUAUGGACACAUGCUCCAACGACGCACUUUGCGACCGUUCUCUCUGCGUGGUGUUUUUGGGAAACACAUGUUACAUCUUCGGCCGUUGUAGGAAAGAUGCAUCGUUAAAACACUCCUAAACCUAAAUCCCAUCGCUAUCCGGAAACCGGUCCCUGGUCAAUAUAAUGGAUGCUGGCUGGAUAAUCUGUGGUAUCGCUCUGUAUCUACAGGUAACUGCCAAAAUAAAGGAAACAAUUGAGUAAAUGAGGGAUACACAAUAUGUUGAAAGCAGGUGCUUCUACACAGGUGUGUUUCCUGAGUUAAUUAAGCAAUUAACAUCCCAUCAUGCUUAGGGUCAUGUAUAAAAAUGCUAGGCAGGCCAUUAUUUUGGCUACAAUGGCUAUGCCCCCAUAGGAUGAAAAUGCCCCCAUCCACAGGGCAGGAGUGGUUAUUGAAUGGUUUGAUGAGCAUAAAAAUGACUUAAACCAUAUGCCAUGGCCUUCUCAGUCACCAGAUCUCAACCCAACUGAACACUUAUGGAAGACUCUGGAGCCCUGAGACAGCGUUUUCCACCACCAUCAACAAAACACCAAAUGAUGGAAUUUCUCAUGGAAGAAUGGUGUUGCAUCCCUCCAAUAGAGUUCCAGACACUUGUAGAAUCUAUGCCACGGUGUAUUGAAGCUGUUCUGGCUCGUGCUGGCCCAACAUAAGACACUUUAUGUUGGUGUUUCCUAUAUUUUGGCAGUUACCUGUAUUAUCCAUUAAAGCAACACUAUGCACAACAGGCUACCAUUAAAAGCACUUGAUUUUUGUAGCAUGGCACAAUAUUUUUUAAACAUGAUUUGAAACCAUAUAUAUUUUGUUCACAAAGUCUUAUAUGACAAGAAAAGUAUAAUCAAUGAAGGCCCAUAGUUCUUUUGGUUAUGAUGAGAUUAAGAUCAGACACAAAUCUCAUUAAGGUAUUUAUAAAUCAUAUUUUUCCAAAUCUAGGGCUAUAUUAAAUUGAUUGAAUUUGCUGUACACCUCACACAGGGAGUGGUUUUAAUAAGAGCACUAUCCAUGCAAGAAGCAUGUCCCCCUAUCUCUGUGUUUAUAAUAUAUUUAUAUAUUUACAGCAUUUGUUGGGAGCCCAAUCAGAGGACAAACCGCUGAGUAUUGAGUUGUUGGAGCAGUUGAAGUACACCGGCUGUGUCAUUAAGGAAACUCUCCGGAUCAACCCUCCUGUCCCUGGUGGCUUCCGUGUAGUACUGAAGACUUUUGAGCUUAAUGUAAGUAAACCUCCAUGUAGGUCAAGAAAUAACAUUUACAGAAUAUUUUAGGCUAAAAGUUUAAAGGAGGCAUAAUUGAUUGUCUUUUGAGAGACACAAAAUGGAAACCAUGUACUGUUCUAGCAUAUGAGUUUUUCUACAAAUAUCUCACACACAAUAUGGUAGCAACUCUAUGUUUUAAUAUAGAGCUCCUUGUAUACAUCACAGGGGGCUGCUGAGGGGAGGACGGCUCAUAAUAAUGGCCGGAAUGAGGCAAAUGGAAUGGCAUCAAACACCUGGAAACCAUGCGUUUGAUGUAUUUGAUACCAUUCUACUAAUUCUGCUCCAGUCAUUACCACGAGCCCGUUCUCCACACUUAAGGUGCCACCAACCUCCUGUGGUAUACAUCAAUGCCAACAGAAACUGUAUAAUGAUUGGAAUUAAAUAGUUUGAAGUCAUUGCCAUCCCUGCCCCAACCUCAGGGCUACCAGAUUCCCAAGGGUUGGAAAGUCAUCUACAGCAUCUGCGACACACACGACCUGCUGGACACACUUAUAAAUAAGGAGGAGUUUCAGCCAGAGAGGUUCUUGGACAAGUCACCAGAAGACUUCUCCCGGUUCGGUUACAUCCCCUUUGGGGGUGGUGCGAGGACAUGUGUGGGUAAAGAGUUUGCUAAAGUUGUACUUAAGGUGUUCCUGGUCGAGGUGGUCACCAGAUGCGACUGGACUUUGUUGAAUGGACCCCCGACAAUGAAAACAGGCCCAACCGUUUAUCCAGUGGACAAUCUGCCCACAAAGUUCACCAGCUAUGGCGACAAAUGUAUCCAGAUCUACUGA
Coregonus sp. 'balchen' is the source of this 4882-nucleotide messenger RNA. Lineage: Eukaryota; Metazoa; Chordata; Actinopteri; Salmoniformes; Salmonidae. The record is from the annotation of a GenBank genome assembly.